AUGAGUCUGGCUGGGGGGACGGAGAGUGUGAGGGUGGAGGAGGAGCGGAGUGUGGAGGCAGGAGUGGCAGGGUGGAGGAGGAGCAGGAGCGGCAGAGUGGAGGAGGAGCAGGAGCGGCAGGGUGGAGGAGGAGCAGGAGCGGCAGGGUGGAGGAGGAGCAGGAGCGGCAGGGUGGAGGAGGAGCAGGAGUGGCAGGGUGGAGGAGGAGCAGGAGCGGCAGGGUGGAGGAGGAGCAGGAGUGGCAGGGUGGAGGAGGAGCAGGAGCGGCAGGGUGGAGGAGGAGCAGGAGUGGCAGGGUGGAGGAGGAGCAGGAGUGGCAGGGUGGAGGAGGAGCAGGAGUGGCAGGGUGGAGGAGGAGCAGGAGUGGCAGGGUGGAGGAGGAGCAGGAGUGGCAGGGUGGAGGAGGUCAUAUAUGUACGGAGGGGGGGCCAGGUUGUGAAGUGCUUUGAAAGUGCAGCCACAGCCUCCGUGAGUGAGUCUAUUGACCUCCUCAACUCCUCCAUGUCCUCCGUUGCGGCUUUUUUUCCUCUUGCCAUCUCUUGUUGCGUGUGGCAGACUCGGCAGACUCGAUAA
Messenger RNA from Knipowitschia caucasica, 573 nucleotides. Lineage: Eukaryota; Metazoa; Chordata; Actinopteri; Gobiiformes; Gobiidae. The record is from the annotation of a GenBank genome assembly.